Molecule: messenger RNA, 1792 nt
Organism: Cuscuta epithymum
Lineage: Eukaryota; Viridiplantae; Streptophyta; Magnoliopsida; Solanales; Convolvulaceae
Source: the annotation of a GenBank genome assembly
GGGAUGGAAAGAUCGGUUCUUCUAUGUCUCCGUCCCGGACGGUUUGAUUCCAAGGCAAUGGAAUGCUUUCCCUCCGAAGUCUCCUGAGCCGUUCAUCUAUGAGGAUCUUAACAAGGAUAUCAUUGAUGUGGAGCAGGGUGGCUCUUACAAGAUCAAGGCCUACUUGACCCCUGAUCGGCUUAUCAAGGCCGGGAUAGGUACUGCCCGUAUCCCUGGAUAUACUUGAUUGAAACCCAAGUGCCAUGGCCCGGGCGGUCCUUCCCGUGUGAGAAACACUUUGUUCAUCCACGUUGGAACCGCUCGGUACUAAACUUUUUCUUUGCUUUUUCAGCUCUCAACCCAGACGCAACUCCAGAUCCCGAAGAAGCCAACCAUCCCGCAGAGGUUAUGGAUGACAGUAGGCUGUUUUCUGUAGGUGGUGGUGAUAAGGAGCCACAACAAAAGCGUGCUGAUGAACAAAGAAAGAAGCGGAAGAGGUCGAAGAAGACCGUUCAGGCAGGAUCUUCUGAGGCCGUUUCGCAGGGCAUGGAACAAUCUCAGCCCGUUCAGGACGUCUCAUCCUAGUCCGUUCAGGACGUUUAGCCCAUUCAUCAAGUCGCCCCAGAACAGCCUAACAUGGCUGACAUGUUCAUGGACAACCUGUUCGGUCCUGAGCAGUUACAGGAGUUCCUCGGGCACUUUAGCUUUGCUCCGGGUUCCAGUGCAGAGGCCCAUCAGGGUGACCUAGUGGGGCGGAUCGAGUGGAUUUCUUUGGAAGAUCCUGCUCAUGAAAUUCUGGAGCGCAGUGGAGCAACAACAUCCCGGCUUUGGUCCACUCCGACUUUCUUCAAUGGCCUCCCGCUCACUUAGCUUCCAGUGGAGCGUACGGAGGAAUGUCUUGCUUUGACUGCUCUUAAGAUGGGGCUGUACAACCUGCAAGUGCGAGAGGCUCGGCUGGCUAAAGAGCGUGAGCUGCUCGUGGCCCAAGAAAAUGCCAAACAUGCCGUUUCUAAAGCUGUGCAGGCGGCCGAGUCUGAACGCCUCUCUUUCGCUGAGGAGCGGAAGAAACUCGAGGCCGGGCUGGGGGAGCUCCGUGUUCAGGUGGCUACCCUUCAGGCGAAGAUUGCGGCUGCUGAGGCCGCACAAAUCAAAUUCAAGGAGGCGCCUUCGCAAAUCCCGGACGGUCCUCCUGAAGUGAGCGUGGAUCUUUCCUCCGUCCGGGAGGAUUUCAUGGCUUCCGAAGAAUUUGCUGCUCUAAAGGAGGAUUAUGCCCUCGAGCAACUCCCCGCUAUCUUCGGGCGGCAUCUGGGGAAACUGAGCGGGGAGGCACGCCAAAAAGAGGGGGUCCGGAUGCUCGAUCAGGAUCCCGUAGCCAAAGAGUGGGCUGAAACCCUUGCUCGGAAGGUUUACUCUGCCGGAUGCCAGCAUAUGUUGCAGCCUAUCCUUCCCCUUCUUGAGAAGCUUCUAGGCCGAUCAAUGCAGCCCUCAGACUUCCCUCAUCUAGCUUCCAAUCACCUUAAUGCUCUAAAGGCCCAGUUGGGCAAGUGCAGACAGGCUUUGGGGAUGGAGUCUGACCAGGAUGCGGAUGAGGAGGCUGAAGAUGAUGAUGAGGAUGACGACGAAGAUGGCCCCGGACAGUAGAAUAGAUUUAAUCCUGUAUCUGUACUCCCCUCUUCUGCCUUCAUUCAGAGUUUUGUAAUUUCCGGCCAGUAGAGCUGAUCGGUUUGAACUUGCAAGUGUACAAGUGCCGAUAUAGUAAUAAAUUCCGGUAAAAUACUGGGUCGAAUCCACAGGGAAACGUUGUUUAAUUUAG